Messenger RNA from Porites evermanni, 13830 nucleotides. The record is from the annotation of a GenBank genome assembly. Lineage: Eukaryota; Metazoa; Cnidaria; Anthozoa; Scleractinia; Poritidae.
GUUGCUAGAGAAGUGACUCUCAGAACACAUACGGUCAACGGAGUACAAGUUGAAAUGUCAUCCCAUCCGUUCACCGAGGAAAACUCGCAAUUGUCGUCAAGUCAGGUCAGCCACUGAAGUGAAAUCUCUUGUAAAAGUAAUAAUGACUCCAUGAUUGCCCUAACUUGGUUUCUAGGCCAAGGGUGAUAAUGGGUCAGGUUUUUGAAAGGUUUCGGGUUAGUCAGUCAGGAGCAAUCUGUAGAAACAGUGCUAACUCUACUGAGUAUGAAGCCGAUAACGUUCUGGUGAAAAGGGGACGAGUUCGGGACAGGAAACUCCUUGGUGCUUAUCCUUUUUAAAAUAAUCAACCCUUCUGACACACAAUGCUCCAAAAUUUGAGUAAUUAUAAAUAACUAAUUUUCAAGGAAUUGCCAAUAGCUUAUCUGAAUGGCUAUAAGGUUUUUGCUAGUUUGGAUUUGCUUUUGGCCAAUGCAACCCAUCACCAGCUCAUGAGGAUUAACAUUUUGACUGAGUAGAUAUGAUCACUUAACCCUCGGACGUGCCAGGGGGUGGUCGCCAAACCCCCUCCACCGCCCCCCCGCCCCCCCUUCAUCUGAGGUUUUUCUGAGUUUUUCUUCGACGAUAAAACAUCAGCACGUACCUGACGUUUUCAAUAGCUGUUCGUUUAUCCCUCGCACGCAUUUUGAGACCAGUUUCGUGAUGGUCAGUUGCUAUGGUUACGAGACGUGACGUCAUAAGUAGCCGAUUGUCAAGCCUUUUUUGAGUGAAAAUGCAUGUUUUCUCAACUUGUUUCAAUAAUAAAAGUAAAGAUUGUGCAAAAAAUGAUGCAAAAUGCUUUUUAUGUGUUAUUUAAUAUGUCAAGCACAAAAAAUUACAAUUCUUGCGGUUUUAACCUGAUUACUAACUCUUGGUAAAAUCCAAGAUGGCGACCCCUGUUAGUGACGUCACAGGCCUCCAGCAGCGCUACCACCCAUAAAAUAUACCUUAUCUUAUUGAGAAGAUCAAAGGCUUUCCAGUGAAGGCAAAAUCGUUGCGAAAUACUGCAACAAAUAAAAAAUCUAGGGAGGGGUUCCUUCAAGCGCCCCUUGUACCACGAUGGGGGUAUAAAUUUGCGUGUACGUCCGAGGGUUAAUCGACCAGAGUCCGUAAGGUAGAUGAUUUAGCUGAAAUGAAUAUGUCUCAACCUCAUUUAUACGUUCACUGUUACCCCAAUUCAGCUUCAGUCCAGUAUUGUUUUCAUCCGUGGACUCUCAGUGGAUACAACUGAAGACGGCCUGUGGAACUAUUUGGAAAACACAAGGCGCUCAAGUGGCGGGCCAGUGGAGGAAGUCAAAAUCACUGGAAAUACUGCAAGAGUCAAGUUUGAGUCAGCAGAAGGUAAUUUCACCUUUUGAUUUUAAAAAUGACUCGAAGAUAAACUAUCAAGGACACAAAUUUUGGUUUCACUGAUUUAAAAUUACAUCGUCUGUUUAUUUUAUUGAGGAAAUAAUCCGUUACUUGAGCAUAAGGUAAACAUUUGCCUCAAAUUAGAAAAAUAUAUAUAAAAUAUAAAAUAUAAAAAAAUGUUUCUUACUAGGAUAUAAGUGACUUUUGGUAGAUUCAGAGAGUUACUACUUGGUGCUCCAAAUUGGGAGGUUCUGGUGCUACAUCGGCCAAAUUAAGCAAUUUUAGGCUGUUACGCGGGUAAUCUUUCAGAGCACGGGUAGCUUGCAAACUAAACUGAACGCAGGGUUGUCGGAACAGCAACAAGAAAAUUUAUUCCAAAAAUGAACGUAAUUUCCACGAAGUAAAACUCUACAACAGCACGUAACUCGUUAAACUUACCGCCAACUACAAUUAACUUCGAUUCAUAAACUUACACAGCCUCCGCCAACUUGAAUUAACACUGCCUUCGUCACACUUGACUACUAACGUCUCUUCGCUUGUGAAAACUAGUUAAAACUUAACUCGGACUCGCGUACUUAUAUACUUUUAAAAUAACAUUCUAACACUUUCCAAAUAGUCUAAUCGUAGAAAGAUUACAAACUAUACCGCUUUAGAAACGCUUACACAAGAUCCUAAAAUAAACAAACUUUGAACUCUCGCGAAGCUUCUGGAAAGUCACGCUAGUCACGCAAUACAAUUUUUCGCAACGUAGGCCUUGUUGAGAACCAAUCAGAUUCUAAACGGGUAUCGGAUGAGAUUUUUGUGAUAUCCGGAAUAAUAAAGAUCGAGGAAGUGCUAUCAGCAGAGCCGAGGGCCAAGGCCGAUAACACUAACCAAAACCUUGAUUAUUCCGGAAAUCACAAAAAAACGAAUCUAAUAAUUGUUAUAUUAUACAUUGUAUUUAAGAACAUAAGGACAAACACAGCAUCGCAUGGAACGCAGUUUGACAUAGCUCUUUGAAAUCAUGCCUUGCGCGCGCAACCUACAGAUUAGUCACUAAUCUUCUAGCUAAACUAACUAAUUUGUAGGUUGCGCUGAUUUCCAAAAUUAACUGAAGGCUCUUAGCCAAUAAGAAGACAGAUAGUGAGUACAAUGUAUAAUAAGUAUGUGUAAUCAAAUGGUGACGAGUGAAAAAGGCUCGGGAAAUUAUAAGGAUUUGGACAAAACGCGCGAGAAAUUAUUCUCUAAUUUCACGAGUAUACCCUUUGAUUACCUAUUAGUAUCAUGGGUGACGAAUUACGUUAGCAAUCUUCGAUUUUUUACAUGUUUAUCCUGGAUCGUAUCGAUCGAGAACUCCCCUCUCUCGAACGUUUAGAGCUCAAAUUUGGCUUAAGUUCAGAAUUUUUCGACAAAAUACCUGUUAGAAUCAUUCGUGAUGUGCUCUUUGUAUAGGUAAUAGCAUGGUUUGUAGUGAUAUUUGGCAUAAAUACCACGAGUGAUAUUUCGAAAUUGUUAUAAUUUCACGAAUCGUUAGGCGAGUGAAAUUUGAGACAACUUUGAAAUAUCAAGAGUGGUAUUUAUGUCAAAUAUCACAUACAAAUCAUGCUAUUAUUUGUUUAUACUACCACUAGCAAAAGGUUUGUAAUUUUCACAUGUAGGCAUUUCAAAUCAAGCUGAAAUACCACUGCUCUAAGCCAAUCAAAUUACAGAAAUUUGUCAUGUAGUAGUAUAAUAACAGACAUCUAUCAAGUUUCACUGAGGGAAGCAACCAAUAAAUGGAACGAUAUUAUCUUCUUCUCUUGGCAGAUGCAAGAAUUGUGACUCUCAAAAAACAUACUAUUAAUGGUGCACAAGUUGAGGUAUCGAAUCAUCCGUUCACUAGUGAGGAACCUGAAUUACAGGUUGGUCACUGAGAUAAAAUCUCCGGCUCACAAGAAGUCGUAGCCCGGGAAAAAUAGUAAUGGGUCUGGAAGAGAACAUUUUAACGUUCUAUAGAGCUACAUGUAAAUUGAAUCUUUAAUGCUGAGUCAACAAGUUAAUGAAUCAACAUUUUGAACUUUAACGAUUGUGGUUGUUUGUAAAAUGAAGUUUUCUCCGCUUGCGUCGAUAGAGAUUUGUAAUUGCUGGUAUCUUGGAAUACACCCCUUAGAGCCCUUUAAUUCAGCUUUUCUAGUUUAUCACAGUCGCUUUCAAGACAAAACGUGUGCCAUACAGUGGAACAAUACUUAAGCUACGAAAGAAUACAGCGGGUUUUAACUCAAAAAGCUUAGAGUCAAAACUAAGGAAUAAGACGUGUAUAUAUUAUUAUCAAGUUCUUUGUCAACCGCUUUAAACUUCGAUCUGUAGAUGAAGAUCUUCGAGGAGCAAGACCAAGACUUUGAAACCUUUAAAUCUGAACUUGUAACUUUAUAAAAUCAAAUCAGUAUAAAAAAAAGACGUCAUGCACGAGGCCCCUAUGGCUUCAUCUACGCUGUGACAGAGCCACGGAUGCAUCUGUCUUGUGGCAAAGUAAAUUGUCAGUUUUGUAUGAUUGAGAUAGAUCUCUCGUACCUCGUAGGUGUUUCUCAGGUUACACUAAGAUCGAGUUAUUAAAAUACGUGUUUUUUUUUAUUAUACAGCAGACAGGUUCUAAUUAUCUUUACUGGUCUUAAACCUCAGGAGAAAUAACGAUUUCACUGCGUUGAAUUGUUACCUUCACUUUCAGUCCAGUGUUGUUCUCAUCCGUGGACUCUCCAAGAAUACAACUGAGGAUGGUCUUUGGAACUAUUUGGAACACACAAGGCGUUCAGGUGGCGGGCCAGUUAAGGAACUGAAAAUCAACGGAAAUUCAGCUAGAGUAGAGUUUGAAUCAUCAGAAGGUAAUUUGAAACACACAAUUUUUACUAAUUUAAGACAGUUUUAUUGGCCGAGAUGAGACAACUUUAAAGGUAGCUUCAUAAGUGAAGCUUCAAACUGUAGCUGUAAAGGUACUAAAAAAAACAGCAGCAACGAUAAGGAGAAAGUCAUAAACUCAAUUUAAAGGAAAAAGAUCGUAUUCUAAAGGCAACAGAUUUAUUUGUAGCAAUGCGUAAUUUAAACAUUAAUUUGCUUGGUGAACUAAUUUGAAUUUCAAACCGUAACUCAACAAUGUUUUAUAAUUUAUCAAGGUACGGACAGAACGAAUUUUAUUUCUGUAAAAUCACAGUUGUUUUUCGUUUUGUUUUAUUUGUCUUUUAUAUUAAAGUAGUCACUAAAACUUUUUCUUGUUGCUGAUAAUAAUUUUAUGGAUGUGUCAAUUGACCACCAAACCUCAACACAAAAUCCGGUUGUUCUAGUGGCCAAACGUUUUUGUGAAAAAGACAAGCACAAUUUGAAUGGAGCUAAUCUCGAAGUCACCAAAGAGAUGUCUGAAAAACUCAAGGAAGCUGCCAAAACCAUCAUGGUCACUUGCCUUGCUGCAAAAACCACUGAAGACUCCCUUUGGAACUACUUUGAAAACAAGCGGCGAUCUGGUGGUGGAGCGGUAGAAAGUGUAGACAUUCAACAUGACACAGGCACGGCUUUUGUGACCUUCGCGGAUGCAGAUGGUAAGUCAUUGUGUACCCCGCUCCAAGACCUCAGUUAGCCAGGAAGAGGGAAAACAGGAAGAAAGGGACAAAAGAAACAUUUUGUACUAUUGAAAAGAUGUGAAACUGCAGUUAUAGGAGCAUGGGCGCGGCCGUAUUUCCAACCUGUACCGAUUGUGCACUUUGAAAUGUCUCCACCGAUUUAUGCAUUUUAACCAUCAUAAUGUCCUCAUUUUUCAGUCUUGUUACUUAUUGGCUUUCUUCCUUUCAACCCUGAAAUGUACACCCCACCCUCUCAACUAUUUUUUCCAGGAUUUUUGUCAAAAUGUCUUUAGACCAGACCUUCCUCUUUUCAGCAGCUACAAAGUAGUCAUUUUUCUUCUCAGACACAUUUUGCACUCAUAAAAGUUGGGUUUUUCAGUUUUUAUCAAAAUCCAAACAGCCAACCAUCCUGAUUGACGUCACAGGUUCCCGUCAGCGCUGUAUGCAGUUGCGUUUUAGAACCCCUUCUGUACGGAAUUUCUUUCAUAAAAGACAGUUUUCUUUGCCGUGACAAAAAAUCUGUAAAUUCCCUUUUAAUUAACUCGCUUAGUAUAAAGACACGUUUGAUAUCCACAACGAACUCGCUACUGUGACAGUGACGACCUGGCCAUUGUUCCAAUCUCAGAUCACCUGUCAGAACAGCCCACAGUCUUGAAGAAAGGUUCUCCUUUUAAUAGUAUCCAGUCUUUCUGGCUCAUCCUCAAAUCAAACGACAGUGUAAAGAGAAUUCCUCACUCCCCCUGGAAAAAGAAAUCCCCCCCCCCCCCCCCCCCCCCCCCCCCACCGCCACAUACACCUUACCGUAAGAGUUGUUUCGACAAGCAGUUUUUAUAACCUUCUUUCUUAAAACCACACCGUCUGACUGAGUCAGACCCAUUCAAAAUUUCACCAUGUUAAAAAGUCUGUCAUGUACUGACGAGAGUUCGGAGAACACACCCGGUCAACAUGGCGGUUCACUACAACCACGUUUAAUUGAAUCUAUGCGUCCGCAUGUAAUAACUCUAUGUGGUAAACGCACAGGGAGACCAUAACAAAGUGAACGUAGAAAGAAUUGAUCGAUUGAAUUAAUUAUGGUACACAUUCUGUAUUCACUACCUAAAAGUGAAAAACAUCUAACAACCAAUCUUUCGAUUUCUUCACUUUUAGUUCUAAAGACUGUGUUACUACGUCGACAGCACUGCUUGGACGGAGCUUCCCUAGCCGUUAAAGCAGGCAUCGCGGCAGCUGAGCAGACUGACCAAGAAGAUAUUGAAGAUUCUCGAACCAUUGAAUUAAAUGGACUUGCUCCGACAACAACUGAAGAUUCUAUCAGAAACUUUUUUGAAAACGCUCGACGAUCCGGCGGCGGAGAUAUACAUAGCAUGGAAUUCAAUCCUGAAGAAGGAUUUGCUGUCAUAACGUUUAUGUCAACUGAAAGUGAGUUUGUUGAUAACCGAAACUAGGCCCCAUUAAAAAUAUCGUUAGUCUGUUUUCUUUUUUUCUCUUUUCUAUCCCUAUUAAUCAACUAGAAACGAGGUGCACUUUUUAUACGAUAGGCGAAAACGUUCAUAAAGAAGAAAAUGGGACCUGAUUUCCUUCCUUAUUUUCCACAAUACAUCCAUUAAGCAACCUGUUCAUCCCGCCCCUAGAAGACAGCUCAAUGUCCUGGAAAAGAAAAUAAGCUGCUCAUGAUGGUUAAAAAAUUCCUGUGCUAUUUUUUUUAUGAGCUGAAAAGCUUCUAAAGACAAGGAGUUCUGGCUUUUGUACUUUCGUGGUCUAACAUAUUGCUCAUGUAGUUAGUUGUUCCCCAGUCGUUAUAAUUCGUAAUUCCCUAUCCUUCAAGAUCGACAUGCAUUUCCGUGGAAUUUGCAUUAACAAUUUUAUUAAUGUUAUAUUUAAGGUGCACGAGGAGUUUUGAAUAAAGAAAAUCUCACCCUUGACAAAGCAAAGCUGACGGUCACACUGCGCAAACCAACCAAGAAACUGCCAGUUGAUACCAAGACGCUUUUUGUGAAAGGUCUGAGUAAAAAAACUACCAGGGACGGCUUAGAGUCUUUCAUGGAAGUAGCAAGUGGACUGGAAGUAUCAGAUAUACAAUUUGGAGAGCAAGGCUGUGCACUAGUUCUAUUCCAGGACACAUAUAGUACGUUAGUUUGUUUGGUUUAAUGAUCAGUUAUUGGAUGAGGCUGAGUAUGAUGUACCUGAUUGAAAACACGUUUUCGCUUAAAAAUAAUAAACCAUCAAUGAUGAGGCUUCAAGGAUGUAUGGGUUUACGUUCAUUAGCAAAGCAAAUUCAAAGUUCUUUCAACAAGAGUUCAGACACAUUCUCACGAGUUGCUUGUGGAUCGUGCGCAUAGAAAUCCCGAGAGUAAUUCGUUUAAGGAAUGCCAUUGUCUUUUUAUUUCUUUAAAGAUGAAACAUUUCAGGUCCUAUCUUAUGAUUUUUAUAUGGCUACGCUCUUUUAACUUUAGAGAUCCCUGAUAUGCCUUGCGCAGGUUAAAUUGUGAACUUAUCACCAAGAAAACUGGAAACAUUUUGACCAUUUUUGGAAUGCAUCAUCACGAAAAGCUUCGAUAAUGAGAACUUUUCUAGAAAAAAAACUUUAAAUUGCAAAGCUAAUCAAGUCCUAUACAUAAAUUCAUUAGGUCUCAUCGUUUAUUUUUCAUCGUCACAUUUGUUCACUGUGCUUAAAAUUUACCAUCUUUCAUUCUUUCACCAUUAAAAUACCGUGUGGCACGAAAUUUUUGCGGGAGUUUGUUUUUUCGGAGAGGCCACUUUUUUUGUUUUUAAGAAACUGAUUUUGCGACUGGGACAGAUUGGUUUUUCUCGCUGGGAAAAACAAUUUGUUAUUUUCAGAAAGUCCCUGACAAAUCAUUGGUAAUAUUUUCAUUUUUAUCGAGUACGUGCGAUAGAAAUACAUAUUUUCAGACCAUACUACCGUGCGCGCACCAUAUGUAAAACCAGUAAACCAGAUUACCUGUCUUUGCCAUUCGAUUUCAAUAACAUUUUCAGUGACUGAAAGAACGGAAUCUUCAGACAAGUGGUCAUUGAAAAUACACGAAUUCUUAAUACUGUAUCUUGGUCAGCGAACUUAAGCAAGAGAAUAUUUACUCUGGAGUAAAUUUUUGCGGAAAAAAUGUUUGCGGUAAUUUUUGCGGCGGGAGCUUAUUUUUGCGAAUCGCUGGAAAAAUCGCAAAUAUUGGUACCCGCAAAAAUUGUGUGCCACACGGUAAGUGGAUACUGGUCACAUAUUAAUUAGCCGAUGGUAUUUUUUACAAUUACAGGCUACGAUACUAUUACUCAGAUAGUUGCAAAGAAACCUCUUGAUGGCAAUAUGCUGGCGGUAGAGCAAGUGCCUGUUUGUCACUGCGUGGAAGUGACAGGGUUGAACAGGGCAAACACAACCAAGGAUGCCCUUCGUUACUACUUUGAAAAACAUAAGAGCGGUGGCGGUGAUGUCAGCAGCGUAGAACUGAAUAUAAAGGAUGGCUGGGCUUUAGUUUACUUCGAGAACCCAGAUGGUAUGUAACGUCACGCUAAGAGGGCAGUCAUUAUAGCCCUUUUCAGAGCAGAGAUAUCUUUCGUAGCCUGUUGCCAAUUGAUUUAUUGCUUGCGGGAAACCGAAAUAAAGCGUGUUUAUGUUUCUUGUUUUAUUGCAGUUGUUAAUGGUGUCAUGGCCCAGGAGCAUACACUCGACGGAGCGCGGCUGAAAGUUAAGCACCACAACCCUGUCCUUGGUAAGCCAGCCUCUUUACCUGAUGUUCUUGAGCUUCAUAAACAAAUCCAGGUGGAAUGCCAAGUCAUGCAGUUUGUUUUUGACCGUCAUAACACUGAUUUUGCCCGACUCCAAGAUAAACAUGGCGUCAAGGUACGCUGGGAAGAUGGAUCCAACAAUAUAACUGUCUACAAUUUGGGAACCGAAACUUCUGAAGAUGAAUUUGAAGUUGCGUGCAAAGAAAUUGAAUCUUUUGUCGCUGCGUUUCAGACAUACACCAUGCAUGUCACCCCAGAAGCCUGGCAGGCUGUUGUGGAGCAUCUCAAGCAAAAUAAAAGCUCCUUGAAAGACAGCAUGAACGUGGAGUACCUGGACGAGAAGUGCAAAAUUCUUUUAGCCGGGAAGAGGAAAGAUGUAGAUGAAUUAAGGGACGAAUUGAGGGAUCUGGAGAUCCAGGUAAGGAAACAAUUAGCACUGGAAGCAUCUAAAAUAACAAUCACCGUUGAAGAAGUUCCGCGACAACGCCUGGAGUUCUUGAGUGACUUCGACUUUCACAAAAAACUCGAAGUCAAAUAUGAAAACACAAACGUGGACAUUUUUGUGGACAAAUGCGAAGUUCAUAUUCGAGGGCCUUCUCUUGUAGUUGAAAAGGUAAGAGCGGACGUGUGGCAAGCAAUUUCUAGCGUGAAGAUAGUAACCCUCCGAAUGUCUCAGAAUGCGAUUGAAGUGCUUAAAGGUAGAGCUUGUCAGUCAUUCAUGAAAGAGCGAUUUAAAGCCAACAAUUUGCAAGCCCUUGUAACCUUUGACGUUGAAGAGGGAGAAACAUCCCCGAACACCGCUGCCGUCAUGGGGAUGAGUUCUGAGGUAGCUCAAAAGGCGUCAUACUUAGUGAAAGCGAUGAUUGUCGAAGAAAGCCUUGUCUUAGAAGAUGGUCAGGCUCAGCUGGAAAAAAGUGAAAAAUGGCGCAUGUUUAGGGAUGAGCUCAGUGAAAAGUCGAUUCUCAGCAUCAUGUUUGAUAGAAGCAGCGAGAAGUUGCAACUUGCGGGGAAAAGAGAGGAUGUUUCAAUUGCAGUAAAAAGUGUCAGACGUUUCCUGAACGAGAACACAAUUAUUAGCAAGGUUUUGGAACUUCGUAUGGGCUGUAGGCGGUUUCUGGCGAAGCACCGGGAACAGAAGCUUCGCCAAAUACAGGAAGAAUUAAACAAGAAUUCUACGGUCUUUAAGGGGAUAGCUGAAAGUGACGGAGAUGGUGUCAUAGUUACUGGACCAAGCGAUGAAGUUGAAAGGGGGAUGAAAAUGAUCCAAGAUCUGGCUUCAACUGUCGAACAAAAGAAGAUUCCUGUUAACAAACCUGGAAUGCGAAAAAGCCUCAAUCGCAUUAGAGGAAAGAAAAUGUUGGCCUUACUGGAAAGCGAAAACCAGUGUGUGAUUGAGUAUUAUGAUUCCGAGAGAGACAUCUCGUCAAGUAACGUUAACGGAGAAGAAAAGAGAAACGCAAAGAAAUUAAAGAUGGAUUACGAGUGCAGCUUCCUUACGCCAGGGGGUACAAGCAUCAAGGUGUUCAAGGACAACAUCUGCGACCGUAACGUGGAUGUUAUUGUUAAUUCAGCCAACAAAGAUCUCCAACACAACUCCACUGGUGUCGCACAAGCUAUACUUGAUGCUGGUGGAGAAGCCAUCCAGGAAGAAUGUGACAGAUUUAUCGUCGAACUAGGUUCCAUUUUGGAAGGUCAAGUUGUCACUACGACUGCUGGAAAGUUGCCUUUCAAGAAAGUCAUUCAUGCAGUGGGGCCAUUUUGGAGAAAGGAAGCAGCGCGACAAAAGUCAAUGGGAAAAACUCCAAAGGAGGAGAGGGUCCUUCGCUAUGCAGUGAGUAAUGCCUUAGAUGCUGCAAAACAGUUCAGAUCAAUAGCCUUCCCUGCUAUAAGCACAGGAGCCUAUGAAUUUCCAUGUGACCUUUGCGCAAACAUUAUGAUCGACGCAACACUGGAGUUUUUUGAAGAAAAUCCAGGCUGCCAGUUGUCCGAAAUUCAGUUUACCAGCACCGACGAUGCAGUUGUCAAAGCUUUUGUUACCGAGAUGACAACUAGGUUUAGGGAAGAUCCCAAUUUUGAACAUUCUUCGAGAGGGAAAGUCGCAUCAGAAGUAAGCGGCAAAGUAGAAGGCAAACGAAGGAAAGAGAAAAAGGCAGCUCCUUCAACGCCACUAGCUGUUUCUGAUAAUAGCCCUCAAAAAACUCAAUCAAAUGAGAUGAUGUCAGCAGAAGGUUUAAAAGUGGUUGUUGUGCCUGGUGACAUGAUUCGUAGAGGUGAGUCACUGCACCCUAAUAUAUUUAAACAGCAUCCGAUCCGUAAAAUUUACAGCUCCUCUUUGUAAAGAUUUCCUAAGGGUUUAUGGGCAAAGUUGGACUGCUUAGGGGGGAAAAAGAAAAGGUUUACUAGCUGACCUAGAACUAAUUUUGAAAACGGAGAUCUUUUGAACGUCUAAUAAACAUUCAGCUUAAACUUAGAGUUGGUACUUAAUACUCACCAGUGAACAGAAUAGGCCGUUUCCGAGUUCCCCUGGGCCUCUGUUUCAAAACGAGGGUAGGUGCUCAGCAUUUGAUAUAGAAAUCAUUUUUCACUCUCACGUAAGUAAAACUCAUUUUCAAAUGAAAGGUUGUGCACCUGGCCUCAUUUUAAAAGUGAGGGUUUUUGGAACUCCGCAAAAAUGAUUCCAUAAUAUUAUCUGCAACACUGAAUCAUGAUAAUUAUUAGUAUCCAGUAUCCGUCGUGAUUUCUUAACUUCUUUUCAUGAAAAAUGUUUAAAGAAAAAAAUACCCAAUUUUAAGAGGAAAACUACUAUUUUAUUGCAGUUGCUUAUUCCCAGCUAGCUAGAUUGUAGACUUGCUUUUUAUCCAGGUUGCAUCUUAACACGCCCUAAGUGUUUUCACGCUGGCUAUUAGGACCUUUUACCUUCUUCGUCGUAACCUCUUCCGUAAAUUAGUUGACAAUAACUUUACACAAUUUAACUAAAUCACAGUUAAGUACGAUCUUUUAUUGUUUCUUUCAUAGGUUGACGCCAUCGUAAGCUCUACCUCCUCAGACUUAAAUCCCAGUAGAAACGCAAGUGCGAAAGCUCUGAGUGGCGUAGCUGGUCCUAAGCUUCAGCAGGAAUGUAAGGCAAUUGGUAAAGUAGAAACUGGUAAUAUUGUGGUGACCAGAGGGGAAAAUUUGGGAUCCAAGCAUGUAUUCCACACAUUGUGUGCUGGAUGGGAAAAUGGAAAGGGUGAACAGGUACAGUAAUCUACUUUUUUCUCUAAAUAACAUUCAUAAUACCAGAUUUCGUUAUGUAAUGCCCCAAUUCCUUUUUAUGAUGUGUCAUGAAAUGCUAUAAAUUUUUUGCCAAGGUUUUAGUAAAUGAGAGAAACUCAGUCUAUAGCCAUCCAAACAAAGCUGCAUGUGUAUCAGUAAAUAAAAAUAUAUCAUUAAAACAUUCAACAUCAAGGAUUCACAGUGGGAGAGGGAGGAGUCUGUUGUUUAAAAUGCAAAAUAGGCGUCUUUUAAUCCCGAGCUGCUAUCCAGAUGCCAUUUUUUUGUGCGUAAUGUGACAACUACCUAGUACACAAACACUCUAUCCGCUAUAGUAACACUUUACCAUCUGUUAUUUCAGGUUUUGCGCGAUAUCCUACAGAAGAGCUUGAUGGAAGCACAGAAACUUAAUCUUCUAAGUAUUGCCAUACCUGCCAUUGGAAUUGGAAACCUUCAGUUUCCUCGCGAUCGAGUUGCUGCUAUUUCCUUUGACGAGGUACUGACAUUUAGUAAAAACAAUCCAAGCAGCUGCGUUAAAGAGGUCCACUUGGUUGUUUAUGACCAAGACUUGCCCUCAGUUCAAGCCUUCCAAACUGAGCUACAAAGUCGUAAAGGAAACUCUUCCCACACAGUGACACCGGCAACAGCGGUAAAUGGAAAGAAGAAACUCAAAAAGUCGCGUGGAUCGGCAGCAAAAAAGCCACACCCUAAUGAAUCACCUGGUGAAGAUGACGGCUUUUACAUAAUCCCAGAAGAAUUAGAUUUAUUGAAACCUGAAAUCGAAAUGGGAAGUGUCACUGUUCAAGUUGAGACUGGUGACCUCACCAAAGAGGUAACAGAUGCAAUCGGCACAUUAUCAAAUACAGAAUUAGAUGUUGCAUUUGGAGGAGGUGUCGGUAAGGCAAUUAUUUCUGCUGGAGGAAAAGAAAUUCAGGCAGAAUGCUCUUCUCUGGGUGCCCAACCAACAGGUUUAGUCGCAGUUACCGGGGCAGGCAAAUUAAAAGUGAGGAAGAUUUACCACAUGGUGCCAGAAAUAAUGACAAUGUCUUCUAUUAAAGGUUGCCUCUUGAAGUGUCUAAAAACAGCCGAUGUUCACGGGAUGACCUCCAUAUCUCUUCCAGCAAUCGGAACUGGAAAUGUCCAAGUGGGCGUAAAAGAAGCAGCCAAAGAGAUGUUAGUUGCAAUUGCCAAAUUUGCUCAGGGACAGCCAAACUCACUUCAUUUCAUACGAAUCGUUGUCCAUCAAAGACACAUGUUUCACGAUUUUCGCAGUGCAAUGCAAUCAUGUGUCUCUUCGGCGGAGGGAGGACAAGGUAUUUUGUCCAGGAUUGCUGAUCUUGAAGUUGGCAGCUACUUAGAAAUAUUUGCCGGAACCAAGCAAGACAUCAAAAAGGCUGAAGAAGAAAUACAGAAAGAUCUGGCUGAUAGCUGCACUGCGAAAGUGAUUGAACACGAUGCCAUUAGCCACUUUUCCGAGGAACAGACAAGUAAAAUACAUAACUUGGAGGUAAAAUACGACGUCAUUAUAAGGAUAGAAGUUUACAUUGGUCGCAUAUCCGUAAGAGGUGACGCAGAAGACGUGUUAGAUGUUGUCACCACUAUCCUGGAAAUUUUGAAUAAGUACAUAGAGGAAGAGCACAAUAGAGGAAUCGAAGAACUCCUGUGCAAAAACACGCAAUGGUACUAUCAAGAAGACGAUGAGGAGGAUUGGCUGCCAUAUGACCCAAGGGUAAACUUUCAGAUAGAGACCGCGCAAAAGGAUGGUCAGAAAUCGGUACUAUUAAACAUUGAUGGUCACAGGUGUGAGAUUGUUUUCAAACACAUGAAGGAAACGUGUCUGGAAGAUGGAGAAGAGAGGAAUGUGAAAAGGAAGGAAAUCGGAAAAGGUAAUUAG